AUGACUGAAACGUUCCAUACAAACGUCACUGGCACCCAUAAUGUCACCCGGGCGUUUCUCCCUCUACUCCGCGAAGGACGGGGGAAACUCGUUGUUAAUAUAUCGACAACCCUCGGCUCAAUGACGCUCGCACCAGUUUACAGAGGCUCGCCCACACCAGCUUACAAAAUCACCAAGGCAGCAUUGAACAUGUUGACGGUGCAGUACGCGCAGGAUUACGCAAGUGAAGGAUUCGCCUUUCUCGCUGUGAGUCCUGGUUGGCUCCAAACAGAUUUGGGCGGGUCGAGAGCCGAUCUCCCCCCUGCGACCGGCGCAAAGGCAGUCCUCGAUAUCGUACAGAAGGCAACUCCGUCUCAGAAUGGAAAGGCUCUGAAUAUCCAUGUGCCGGGAUGGGAGGAGAAUGAGGGAUUGAAUCGGUAUGAUGGCAAGGAGGUGCCGUGGUAA
This is a messenger RNA of Aspergillus viridinutans, 444 nucleotides long. RefSeq lists its product as uncharacterized. NCBI's taxonomy places the organism in Eukaryota, Fungi, Ascomycota, Eurotiomycetes, Eurotiales, Aspergillaceae. The coding region runs from base 1 to 444 and encodes 147 amino acids. The record is from RefSeq and is a predicted model, not a curated record. The transcript is spliced from 3 exons. Gene Ontology annotation, molecular function: oxidoreductase activity, acting on the CH-OH group of donors, NAD or NADP as acceptor.